UCCCGAGACCCUGAGGACGGUUAAUGGUGGAAACUCUGGUCCUGAUAUAAAGACUCUCUGCUGAUUGUGUUGGUGACGCAGAGUCUCUGCUGCUGACUGGUGGAACACUGAGGAUUACACACACACACACACACACACACACACGCGCGCGCACUGUACUUCUUGUACACACUGCAAACUACAGUAUACACACAGAGAGGGGAAAGAUCUACAUACAUCUGUAAAUUUAAACACAGAGUAAACUAUUGCAGCUAUGCACUCACUCAAACAAUCACACAAGCACUGACAAACACACACAUGCACGUAGUCUUCAGUCGCGUUACAAGCCAGGGAUCAUGACACCGACGUGUAAGAUACACAGAGCAGCUGAUAGAAAUCUCAGUCUUGUGAUACAGACCACCACACUGGAACGAGCACAACUUGAGUUUGGAAUGGCUGAACUGGUUCGAAUCCGUAAGAAAAGGCUGCAGAUUCCCAUCUCUAGGCUGCGGAGCAUGCUGAAGCAGCUGGAGGAAAAAGAUGUUGAUUUUGAAGAAAUCAAAAAAAAUCUCGAUUUCACUGCGUCAUUACUGGAGGCAGUAUACCUCGAUGGAACAAGGCAGUGUCUGGAGUCUGAGGAUGACCUUCAGCAGCUGCAAUCAGACGGCGUGCCGUCAGAGGUCACUGAUUGGCUGGCGUCCACCUUCACCCAGAGGAUUCGACGCCCUGUGCGACGCUCAGAUGAGAAGCCCAAGUUUCGCAGCAUUGUGCAUGCAGUGCAAGCUGGAAUAUUUGUGGAGAGGAUGUUCAAGAGGGCCUACACAGCAGCCAUGCCAGAUCAACCUGCAGCGGUCGUAAACUGCCUUCGGGAUAUUGAUCGCUGGAGCUUUGACGUGUUUGCUUUGAACUUGGCCAGCUCUGAUCACGUACUACAGACUCUGUUCUUUGAGCUGAUCACCAGAUAUGAGCUCAACAGCCGUUUUAAGAUCCCCAUCUCGUGCCUGACAGAAUUUCUCUCUGCACUGGAGAGAGGAUACUGCAAAUACAACAACCCCUACCACAACCACGUUCAUGCUGCUGAUGUGACUCAGACACUGCAUUGCCUGCUGCUGCGCUCUGGACUCGUGCACUGGCUGACGGAGCUUGAAGUGAUGGCGUCGCUAUUUGCUGCAGCCAUCCAUGACUACGAACACACCGGAACCACAAACAACUUUCACAUCCACACAAAGUCAGACUUUGCAUUGAUCUACAAUGACAGGUCGGUACAAGAGAGCCAUCACCUGAGUGCAGCAUUCCGCCUCCUGCAGGACGAUCAAAUGAACAUCUUUAUCAAUUUGACACGAGAGGAAUGGACGGAGUUGCGAUCACUUGUUAUAGAGAUGGUGUUGGCCACCGACAUGUCCUCCCACCUACUCCAAGUCAAAGCGAUGAAAUCCUGUCUACAACAACAAGAACGGAUUGACAAGCCCAAAGCACUGUCUCUGUUACUGCACACGGCUGACAUUAGCCAUCCAUCCAAGCCCUGGGCACUGCACUCUCGCUGGACCAAAGCCCUGAUGGAGGAGUUUUUCAGGCAGGGUGAUAGAGAGGCAGAGCUCGGCCUGCCCUUCUCUCCGCUGUGUGAUCGAAAAAGCACCCUUGUAGCCGAGUCCCAGAUUGGAUUUAUAGACUUCAUUUUGUAUCCCACAUUCUCUCUGCUAACGGACAUGGCUGAGAAGAUUGUUAUUCCUUUGGUGGAAGAGAACCCGGGUCCACCUGACCCCUGCAACAGACACAGUAAUCUUUGGAAGGAGAGCUCCAGAGGCCUGCAGUGGAGUCUCGCUCACAUCACGGCUGAGCUGGUGAGCUUUCGCUCCACUUGGACACGACACACUGAAGACAACAAGCUCAAGUGGAAGGAAAGUGGCUCGAAUGGAUUUUCAGACCCCAGUGUGACAAAAGAACAGCGAUCCAGACAAGAAGUGCCGUCAGAAAAAUCACUGCAAAACCCCACUACAGAUACACAACAGUAGACAGGACUCCAUUUGUAAUAUGUGUUUGUUUCCUAGCAUAUCUACAAAAGUUAACUGAGGUUACUGUGAGUCACUUUUUGUAACAAUAUCACAAUCUGCCUUUUACUCUAAUACCUGAGAGAUGGAGGAGAAGGGAGGGAGGGAUGGGUUCAGACUAACAGGUAAGAUGCAGUGUAAUCACAGAAAUGUUCUCAUGUCUUACUUUAAGUGUAGUAUUUGACAAUAAUUUAAAUGCAGAGUGUACAUGCUGGUCAUGUUAUGCAGAAUGGUUCAUGUCAUUAAUUUAAUUUGCCACCUAAACACAACAACAGGAGUGUUUUACCUUUUAUUGUUUGAAUUGUACACCCAUCAUUUAACCCUGCAUUAAACCUUAAAAAAA
Messenger RNA from Stegastes partitus (bicolor damselfish), 2370 nucleotides. Its product is annotated as calcium/calmodulin-dependent 3',5'-cyclic nucleotide phosphodiesterase 1B. The record is from RefSeq and is a predicted model, not a curated record. Gene Ontology annotation, molecular function: 3',5'-cyclic-nucleotide phosphodiesterase activity. The transcript is spliced from 15 exons. Gene Ontology annotation, biological process: signal transduction. NCBI's taxonomy places the organism in Eukaryota, Metazoa, Chordata, Actinopteri, Pomacentridae. The coding region runs from base 336 to 1991 and encodes 551 amino acids.